AUGUCGUCUCCUCAUCUCCAGACAUACAAUGAGCGAGCAAAGAAACACGCCAAUAAAGCCGCCAAGGCUUUACUCGAAAUCAUGGAGGAAAAGCAGUCAAAUCUGUCCGUCAGCGUUGACGUGACUAAAUCUAAAGACUUCUUCGACAUCAUCGAGGCAGUUGGUCCUCAUGUUUGUCUCAUAAAGACUCAUAUCGAUGUACUCGAAGAUUUCGAUGCGACUGUGAUCGACCGCCUCCAAGAACUUAGCGAAAGGCACAAAUUCUUGAUAUUCGAGGAUCGAAAAUUCGCUGACAUAGGAAGCACCGUCGUAUUGCAGUAUUCGAAAGGGAUCUACAAGAUCGCAGAUUGGGCUCACAUCACUAAUGCGCAUGCCGUUCCGGGGCCAUCCAUUAUCACCGGUCUUGCCUCUGUUGGCAUUCCCAAAGAUCGGGGGCUCAUCCUCCUGGCAGAAAUGAGCUCCAAGGGUGCACUGACCACUGGGUUAUAUACAGAAGAUGCAGUUCGCAUGGCUCGAGCUCGUAGGGAUUUUGUCAUCGGCUUUAUUGCUCAACAUCGCAUGGAGGGCAUCGGGGCAUCCGAUGCCGACAACAUUGCGGAAGAAGAUUUCUUGGUUCUUGCGCCAGGAGUGGGCUUGGAUGCUACAGGCGAUGCCAUGGGUCAGCAAUACCGCACUCCAGAGCAAGUAGUGUUCGAAAGUGGUUGUGACGUUAUCAUUGUUGGAAGAGGCAUUUAUGGCAAGGGUGAAAAUGUGGAUACAGGGGAGGUUCUCAAGCAAGCUCAGAGAUACCAAGCUGCUGGUUGGGAAGCAUACAAAAAGCGCACUCAACGCGCUUAG
Molecule: messenger RNA, 837 nt
Organism: Suillus paluster
Lineage: Eukaryota; Fungi; Basidiomycota; Agaricomycetes; Boletales; Suillaceae
Product: humps family-domain-containing protein
Exons: 3
Coding region: 1-837 (278 amino acids)
Biological process (GO): 'de novo' UMP biosynthetic process; 'de novo' pyrimidine nucleobase biosynthetic process
Cellular component (GO): cytosol
Molecular function (GO): orotidine-5'-phosphate decarboxylase activity
Source: RefSeq, a predicted model, not a curated record